Arabis nemorensis is the source of this 927-nucleotide messenger RNA. The record is from the annotation of a GenBank genome assembly. NCBI's taxonomy places the organism in Eukaryota, Viridiplantae, Streptophyta, Magnoliopsida, Brassicales, Brassicaceae.
AUGGCUCCUGGAGGCAGUGCUUUGAAAGAAGUUCUGGAAUCUAAUUCGACGGGAAUGGAUUACGAGGUUAAAACGACAAAAGUUGAAGUUAAUAAUAACAAACCUGCAAAACCAGGUAGUGCAGGAAUUGGAAAAUAUGGGAUGCAUUCGAACAAUGGUGUUUACGAGCUUCUUGAGUGUCCUGUGUGUACAAAUUUAAUGUACCCUCCAAUUCAUCAGUGCCCAAAUGGUCAUACUUUAUGUUCAAACUGCAAAGUGAGAGUGCAGAACACGUGCCCUACAUGUCGCUACGAGCUUGGUAACAUUAGAUGUUUAGCUCUUGAGAAAGUUGCAGAGUCCUUGGAAGUUCCAUGCCGGUACCAAAAUUUGGGGUGUCAUGACAUUUUCCCUUACUACAGCAAGCUUAAGCACGAGCAGCAUUGCAGGUUUAGGCCUUACACUUGCCCUUAUGCUGGCUCUGAGUGUUCGGUUACAGGUGAUAUCCCCACACUAGUUGUUCAUCUCAAAGAUGACCAUAAAGUCGAUAUGCAUGACGGGUGCACCUUCAACCACCGUUAUGUGAAAUCCAAUCCACAUGAAGUUGAAAAUGCUACAUGGAUGCUUACGGUGUUCAACUGUUUUGGGAGACAGUUCUGCUUACAUUUUGAGGCUUUCCAGCUGGGAAUGGCUCCAGUGUACAUGGCGUUUCUUCGUUUCAUGGGAGAUGAAAACGAGGCGAAGAAGUUCAGUUACAGCCUGGAAGUAGGAGCACACGGGCGUAAACUAACAUGGCAAGGGAUCCCCAGAAGCAUCCGUGACAGUCACAGGAAAGUCCGGGACAGUCAAGAUGGUCUCAUCAUCCCAAGAAACCUCGCGCUCUACUUCUCUGGAGGUGAUAGGCAAGAACUCAAGUUGAGAGUGACCGGUCGAAUCUGGAAAGAGGAGUAG